CUCUCUCUCUCUCUCUCUUUGCCUCAGUGUUAUUUUUUUGUUGUUUUUUUUGCAGGAAAAUGGCUGAGGCCAGUAUUUCAGUAGAUCAGGACCAGUUCAGCUGUCCAGUCUGUCUGGAUCUCCUGAAGGAUCCGGUGACUCUCCCCUGUGGUCACAGUUUCUGUAAGGUGUGUAUUAAUGGCUGCUGGGAUCAGGAGGAUCAGAAGGGUGUCUACAGCUGUCCUCAGUGCAGAGACACUUUCACUCCAAGGCCUGUUCUACGCAGAAACAACAUGCUGGCUGAAGUGGUGGAGAAACUGAAGAAGAAGACUGAACUCCAAGCUGCUUCUCCUGCUCACUGUUACGCUGGACCUGGAGAUGUGGAGUGUGAUUUCUGUACCGGGAGAAAAUGCAAAGUUGUCAAGUCCUGUCUGAUGUGUCUGGCUUCUUACUGUGAAAUUCAUCUUAACUCACAUCUAGAACAUCCUGCUUUGAAAAAACACACAUUAAUUAAAGCUUCUGCAAAACUACAAGAGAAGAUCUGCUCUCAACAUAACAAGCUGAUUGAGAUCUACUGUCGUACUGAUCAAACCUGCAUCUGUUAUUUGUGUAUGACGGAUAAUCACAAAGGUCACGACACCGUCACAGCCACAGCAGAAAGAGCUGAGAAAGAGAAUGAGUUAAAGGAAGAGCAGAUGAAAUCCCAGCAGAGAAUCCAGGAGAAGCAGAAGAAGGUGCAGGAGCUGAAACAGGCUGUGAGCACUAUAAAGUUCACUGCACAGACAGCAGUGGAGGACAGUGAGAUUAUCUUCACUGAGCUGAUCAGCUCCAUGGAGAAAAAGCGCUCAGAGGUGACGGAGCUGAUCAGAGCUCAGGAGAAGGCUGAACUGAGUCGAGCUGAACGACUCCUGGAGCAACUGGAGCAGGAGAUUGCUGAUCUUCAGAGGAGAGUCACUGAUCUGGAGCAGCUUUCACACACACACGAUCACAUCCAUUUCCUCCAGGCUUUAGCUUCUGGACGUCAGUCUCCCACACUUAAAAGAUCAGAUUUUCACACAUCCAGCAUCACUGUCCAUCAACAUCUCUCAUUUGAUGGAGUGAGAAAUUCUCUCUCAGAUCUGAAGAAGAGACUCGAGGAAUUCUAUGAGGAGGAAUUCAACAAAAUCCCUCCACAUGCUGCAGCAGUUCAGAUCAUUUUACUACCAGAGAGCAGAGAAGAUUUUCUGAAAUAUUUCUGUUAUCUCACUCUGGAUCCCAACACGGCACAUCGUAAACUCAUUCUGUCUGAGAACAACAGAGCGGUGAGAUACAGUGAGAGAGAGCAGCAGUACUCCGAUCAUCCAGAGAGAUUUGACUCUAUCUGGCAGGUGUUGUGUAAGGAGAGUGUGUGUGGACGCUGUUACUGGGAGGUGGAGAGGAGCAGUGAUGAUGUGUUCAUAUCAGUCUCAUAUAAAGACAUCAGCAGGAAAGGACGGGGUGAUGAGUGCAAGUUUGGACGCAACAAUCAGUCCUGGAGUCUGGAGUGUUCUUCUUCUUCUUCUUCUUCUUCUCUUUGUUUCUAUCACAACAACAUUGAGACUAAACUCAGAGUUCCAUCAUCCUCCAGAAUAGGAGUGUAUGUGGAUCACAGUGCAGGAACUCUGUCCUUCUACAGCGUCUCUGACACGAUGAAGCUCCUCCACAGAGUCCACACCACAUUCACUCAGCCUCUAUACGCUGGGUUUAGGAUCUACUGUUUAUUUGGUUCUACAUCUGUGAGAUUGUGUGAUCCAAAAUAAAGUGUGUAGUGUUUUAUGUAAAAUUCCUGCACAUUGCCACAUUGUUGCUCAGUCAUCUGUCUGACUAGCACACAAUCCAUCUGCACAAAAACACACUCAUUUAAAUGUAUUCAUUAAAAUGGAUUAGUCAUUUUACAAUAAUUAAAAAGGAAAUGUUAAAAAUGAAAGGGGAGUAAUGACUUUAAUAUUUUCAUUGAGAGACACAUUACCUGAACCCGGGGCUCCACCCUAACAGAACUUAGGAGAAGUAAAUCCUAGGAGGGCAGGGGGUGCUACAUGUAUAAAAUAUAUUAUUAAAAUAAUAUUAACUAUUAUUAUUGUUGUUGUUGUUGUUGUUGAUCUUAAUAUUAUUUUUAUUUUAAAUAAUAGCUUAUAUAAAGUAUAUAUGAUGUGUAUUUGUAAUAAUAGAAGUAAUAAGAAUUAUACAUAAAUAAAUCUCAUUUUCUAAUCUGAUACUGA
Molecule: messenger RNA, 2216 nt
Organism: Pangasianodon hypophthalmus (striped catfish)
Lineage: Eukaryota; Metazoa; Chordata; Actinopteri; Siluriformes; Pangasiidae
Product: E3 ubiquitin/ISG15 ligase TRIM25-like
Exons: 6
Coding region: 60-1757 (565 amino acids)
Molecular function (GO): protein binding; zinc ion binding
Source: RefSeq, a predicted model, not a curated record